Molecule: messenger RNA, 1278 nt
Organism: Daphnia magna
Lineage: Eukaryota; Metazoa; Arthropoda; Branchiopoda; Diplostraca; Daphniidae
Gene: Prx6a
Product: peroxiredoxin-6
Exons: 5
Coding region: 473-1138 (221 amino acids)
Biological process (GO): cellular oxidant detoxification; cell redox homeostasis
Cellular component (GO): mitochondrion; cytosol
Molecular function (GO): peroxiredoxin activity
Source: RefSeq, a predicted model, not a curated record
UAUAUAAAAAGAGCCAAAUCUCUAUUGUUUUAUGUAGAAUUUUUGGAAAGCGAUUCAUUGUUCUUACUACUUCUUCCCAUAAAAUACCAUUUUGGUAUUUUAUCAAACAUUAUAAAACAAAAACGAAAUCGAUUUCUUUCGAAUUUUGAAUUACCAUAUUCCACGUCAUGCUGUUGAUUAAGAAAGCAAAAAUAAUACGGUAAAAGGAUUUGAAAAAUCGGAUCAAAUUCGUACUGAAAAAGAAUAACUUUAUUAAAGCUGAAAAUGAUAAAGGCAACCUUGCAAAUUCAUUAGUACCAAGUCAAAUAUGUAGCAAAAGUCACUGUUUCUAAUUGUUCAUUACUUCCAUCAGACGUUAGUUGUUUCUUGUUAUACGCAGUAACAACGUUGUUCGCCUUUAAUUUUUUCUCCAGAAAUCGCCUGAUAGCCAAGAAUAAGAAAAAAACCUCGUUAGCCUGUUGUUUGUUAAAAGAUGAUUAAGCUGGGUGACGUUUUCCCUGACUUUAAGGCCGAAACCUCUCGAGGACCGAUUCAGUUCCAUGAAUGGCUAGGAGAUUCCUGGGGACUCUUUUUUUCCCACCCUGCUGAUUUUACACCUGUGUGUACCACAGAACUCGGUAGAGUUGCUCAGCUUCAGGGGAAAUUUGAGGAAAAAAAUGUUAAGCUGAUAGCACUCUCCUGCGAUGGAGUUGAUAGCCAUCGAAAGUGGAUUGAAGAUAUCAAAGCAUAUUCCAAAAUAGAAAAAUUCUCUUACCCAAUUAUAGCUGAUGAGAAAAGGGAACUAGCUCUUCAACUUGGAAUGAUUGAUCCUGAAGAGAAGGAUGCUGCUGGAAUGCCCUUAACUUGCCGAGCAGUAUUCUUUAUUGGGCCAGACAAGAAACUGAAGCUGUCACUGCUUUACCCAGCAACAACAGGACGCAAUUUUGAUGAAAUCUUACGAGCAAUCGACUCCGUGCAGCUAACGGCCAGAUAUAGAGUUGCUACCCCGGCGGACUGGCAACAUGGAACGUACUGCAUGGUAUUGCCAACAGUGAAAGACGACGAGCUAGAAGCAUUGUUCCCUAAAGGAGUGGAAAAGCAUGCAAUGCCUUCCGGAAAAGACUACCUACGUAUGACACCUUGCCCUCAGAAAGAAUGAGAAGCUUUGGUUUUCUGGACUAUCAUUGGUGGUUUUCAUCCUAAAUUACCACUUUUAUCUUUAUUAUCCUGUUAAGGAAAAUUUCUCAGUCUCAUUCUACCAAAUAAAUAAAAUGGCGAAUAACUCGCUUUUUUCUUCUA